AUGAAGCCUACAGAGUCGAUAGCCACAGCUGCAGAGCAGGCGACCAGCCUGGACUACCUGCUCUGGCUGAUGCACUGGACAGGUGCGAUGCGUCAUCCCCGGGCCGGGCCGUGGUCCUGCCGCAUCUCUAACCUGCUCAGAUUUCUCGCAGUGGCUGCAGUUUCUUAUGCCAACGGCUGCGACGUGGUUUCAGUCUGCCGCGAAGGAAUAAGUGAUUUCGAUCGUUUCACUAUAACACUGAGUGUGUUUGAAACCGGGAAUACGUGGGUAUACCGUCGCUGCCAUGUCGCAUGGCGUGAGCGUAGCUUUCAGAAACUUGCUCGACAGGUGCGCGAGGACUUUGGAGAGUUCAUGAGCCCUGGCGACAUCCCCGUUCUGCAAGCCCUCGCUGGUUCACUGCGGCGCUUCGUGACAGCCUACGUACUUCUGGGCGCGUUCGACACGAUGGUGUGGCUCACGUACCCUACGAGGGGCGAGGGCCUGCCACUGCUGAUCAUACUGCCCUUCCAGACGGACCGCUCCUUUGGCUGGUUCACUGGUUGGCUGAUCUGCGCCUACAUCACAGCGGACUGCCUGACGGUCAACUUCAUGGUCGACUCUUUCAAUAUCUGUCUUAUGGAGCAGCUGCGAAUGCAACUUAUUAUUCUAAGAAAACACAUUGACGAAUUGGGCGACAAAGGCGGGAGCACAAAACACUCGCUAGCACAAAAUAAUUCCGAGAGGAGUCUGCCACUUGGGAAUUAUUUAGAUGAAUAUUAUGAGAGUUAUAAGCUACAGAAGACCAUUUACGAGCAACAACGUACGAAGGCUGCAUUGGGGAAAGAAGGAACCAAAGGAAGGCAGCUAUCACCUGAACUUACUAAUGUUUGCGAUAUUCAUAGUCGAUUGCGCGGUAUUAUACUUCACCAUCAAGCUAUCCUCAGGAACGCUGAGUCACUGCAGGACUGCCUGAGUAACAUGCUACUGGUUCAAAGCGCCUCCCUCGGUUCCGUUAUCUGCAUUCUGUUGGUUCAGAUAGCUCUGAGCGCUCAAGGAGCACGAGAAACUGGGAAGAUCUGCGGCUACAUGUUUGCAAUAUUUGGUGAGCUCUGGCUCUACUGCUGGUUCGGAGACAAACUGAUGUCAGAGGGCGAGAAUUUGACACUGGCGAUAUAUGAUGCGGUGACGUCACUACACGAAUGCUCCACGUCCAUCAAACGAUCGCUGCUGCUGCUCAUGCUGAGGUCUCAGCGGCCGCUUUGCAUCACUGCCGCCGGAUUCUUCCCUCUCUCCAGGGAGUCCUUCGUGUCGAUCUUAAAUAUCUCUUACUCAUUCUUCACCAUUCUUCGAAAUUUCAAGGGUGAAUGA
Messenger RNA from Schistocerca piceifrons (Central American locust), 1347 nucleotides. RefSeq lists its product as uncharacterized. Gene Ontology annotation, molecular function: odorant binding; olfactory receptor activity. Gene Ontology annotation, biological process: detection of chemical stimulus involved in sensory perception of smell; sensory perception of smell. Gene Ontology annotation, cellular component: plasma membrane. The record is from RefSeq and is a predicted model, not a curated record. The transcript has 6 exons. Bases 1 to 1347 code for a protein of 448 amino acids. NCBI's taxonomy places the organism in Eukaryota, Metazoa, Arthropoda, Insecta, Orthoptera, Acrididae.